UAUAUGUCUUUUCUCAGCUUUUCAGGAGAAGAAUGAAAAACAUGACAGUCUAAUUUUUUGACAUUUUCUUUCACGAGUUUCCUUACCGUCCCCUCCCAUAAUGUUUUGUUCAGAAUGAUGUAAUGUUGUAAUAUCCCGGAUUUCGAUGUAUCACCCGAUUUAUUUGCAAUUUGCUCGAGUUUGGUGAAUUUAAAACUUUUAUUUCAAGAUUUGCCAUUUAUAUCAAAGACAAGGAAAAUACAAAUUUCUUCAUUGUUUGCAUUUAGUUGAAGUGAAGUUGUCUUCUGACUGAAUUCGCGAGAUGUUCUUUCGGAUCUGAAAAAUGACACAAGAUAAUUAUACAGAUGUCUUCGAUAGAGGGCAGUUGGUUGUGUGUUUAGAAAACUGCUUGGUGGAUGUUUCAAAGAAAACCUCCCAACUAGUACCAGAAAAGACCUCACAAAGUUCUUUGUUGAAGAAAUGUCUUGAUUGUCAAAUUCUUCUUCAACCAAGGCUAUUUAAAUCUUCGGAACAAAUUAAACAAUUGUCGGACAACAAUAUACAGUCAUUUCCACCUUCUAAUUGUAUCAAAGAGACUACAGGAAGUCUCAUCUUGCAAGCUUCAUUGUCUACUGGUCUUUUAAAAGAGGGUGUAUUCUCAAAUGGGGGUGAUUUACUACCAUGCAAAAAAAGUAUCAGUGAAUGUGAUGCAGAAAUCUCAGAUGUCAGUGAAGAGAGUAGAAAUUUCGAAGACUUAAUGACUCUUAGUGAAUUUGCAAGACAAAGCUCAUUUAAGGAUGACUGGUCAAAAAGUUCUGAAAUCUUUCAAAAUUCUUCAAAUCUAAGACUUGCCCAAAUACCUGAUGAAAAGCUAUUGAAAAGACAUAAUUGCAAAGAAUUGCAAGUUCAAUUAUUCUGGAUAAAACCAACUUCGCACCAAAUGCAAGCUCUUCGUCAUCAGAAUAUUUUUAAAACUUCAUCUGGGAAAGAUUUUCGACAUGAAAGAUUGAGGCCUAAAGGGAGCCUCAGGCAAUUUAUUCCAUUUAUGUAUGAGCAAGCAGCAACAUCAAAUAGGCGAAGAAGAUUAUCACAUUUGGGUACUGGUUAUAGCACUCAAAAAAAGCAUUUGCAAAAUCAGAAGAAACAUAUAUUUAGAAACAAAGAUAAAAAAUCAAAAAUCAAAUCAAAACAGAAACAAAACUUGACCAAGUUGUUGUUAAAGAUUGCUCUUAAAAAAAAGAAAAUGGCUAUGAAAGAACGAAAUACAUAUGCAAAUAGUUUGAACAGUAUUAACCAGAGAAUAAACAGGCAAAACUAUUUCUGGCUAAAACUGUAAUGCAAAAUGUUGACACAAGUGUUAAACAUACUUAUUACAGAAA
Messenger RNA from Xenia sp. Carnegie-2017, 1358 nucleotides. RefSeq lists its product as uncharacterized. The record is from RefSeq and is a predicted model, not a curated record. The coding region runs from base 323 to 1315 and encodes 330 amino acids. NCBI's taxonomy places the organism in Eukaryota, Metazoa, Cnidaria, Anthozoa, Malacalcyonacea, Xeniidae. The transcript is spliced from 2 exons.